Megalopta genalis is the source of this 2144-nucleotide messenger RNA. It is a transcript of the gene His2Av, whose product is annotated as Histone H2A variant. The record is from RefSeq and is a predicted model, not a curated record. NCBI's taxonomy places the organism in Eukaryota, Metazoa, Arthropoda, Insecta, Hymenoptera, Halictidae. Gene Ontology annotation, cellular component: nucleosome. Gene Ontology annotation, molecular function: DNA binding; protein heterodimerization activity; structural constituent of chromatin.
GCAGCGCCAAGCGUAUUUGGCGGGACCGCGCUUAGACGGCGUCGUCUGUGCUCCUCGUAAGUCUGUCGUGUAGUGAACCGCAAAGGCUCUCGUCGCAUAAUGGCUGGCGGAAAGGCGGGCAAGGACUCUGGCAAAGCAAAGGCGAAAGCGGUCUCUCGUUCGGCGAGGGCCGGCUUGCAGUUUCCUGUUGGUAGGAUUCAUAGGCAUUUGAAAAACAGAACCACAAGUCACGGUCGAGUCGGUGCUACCGCGGCAGUAUACAGUGCAGCAAUCUUGGAAUACCUUACUGCCGAGGUUCUAGAAUUAGCAGGAAAUGCCUCAAAAGAUCUUAAAGUAAAACGUAUCACGCCGAGACAUCUUCAGCUUGCAAUUCGUGGUGACGAAGAAUUAGAUAGUCUUAUUAAAGCAACCAUUGCGGGAGGAGGUGUUAUUCCACAUAUCCAUAAAUCGUUGAUUGGCAAAAAAGGCUCGCAAAAGCCAGCAUAAUUUAGUGAUUCAUUCAGGAACAUUUGAAGCUACGUAGGCAAAGAACAAGAGAUGCAAAACAGCAGUGAUUGUUGACAAAGUGUACCUAUGUUAUUACAUUGAUGGCGAGACUGGCGUGAUAUAAAUAUAUAUAUAUGAAUAUAUAUAUAGAUAUAUAGAUAUAUAGAUAUAUAAAUAAAAACAAAUAUUGAUAUAAUUUAAUAUAGGUAAAUGAGAAUUAAGGAAGAAACAAAUUUUCACCGUACAAUUGGCAUAUUACGAAAGGAGGAAAACUAAUAAUUAUAGGUCUGAUAUGAAGAAAUAAAUUUUAGUGUACACUGUAUACUGCAAAUAGUUGACGAGCGAUGCGUUGUAGCAUGGCUCGUUAAAGUUGCAGAAAUUUUUGGUAUAGUACACAUCCUGAAAGUUGGAGUAUUUAAGGACUGGGAUGUGUAAGUCCAUUUGAAAAUUUCGUUUUCUUUCUCUUUAUUACAUUGAUGGUGUUAACUUUAUCUGUUUUUUUUCUUUUUUAAACGACCGCGUAUUACUAACGCUAUUUUCUUAAAAUUUGCUAUUUGGAUAUAGCAUACUUAUUGUUCUAAAAAUGCUGUAUGAUAUGCGCAAGUAUUAAGUAGAAUUCAGUACUUUCAAUAUUUAACAUAUUCAAUUUUUACCCAUAUCUAUAUGUCUAAUACUCCACUCGUGUGGACAUAAGUGGGAAUAAAUAAUCAUUCUUGUUAUUAAAUACUCUGAACUAUCUUGAAACAGUCAACAGUGCGUAUGAACGUUUCUAGAGAACAAUUUUUAUUUUGAACUAUUUAUCUACAAGUUUAGGUUGCUAAAUAUCUUAUUCAGUUUUUAAAGUUUUCAGUCAUCAUAUUUGAAUGGUAUUGUACAGGAAUGUUCCGUGAAAGUGUACACUAGUAUAUUUAAGAAAUUUGAAACGUACGAAGAAAUUUUAUUUCGGAAUUUCGAAUUAAAUCAGAUUUACAAAAAUAAACAGUAAUUUUCCUUAUUUUAUGAUGAACACCAAAAAGUUACUGCAAUGAUCAUUCACUAUAUAGUAUUAAAUGUUAAGUUGUGUAUAAAUUCAUAAUAUGCUACUGAAUGAUGAUUUUCAAAGAAAUGUUGAUUGUGUUCAAAGUUUGUUGUACACUUCUGUAUAUUUUGCCCUGUACAAGGAAUAUUUUAUGAACUAUUUCUUUUCACAUUGUUUCACAGAUGUUCUGCUAACUUUUCAAGACUCUGAUCUGGUCUGAACUUAAAUAAUCUAGUUUUAUGUCACAGUGUAUUGAGAAUUAUGAGACUGGAAUCUUUGAUGCACGAAAAACUUUUCCACCGAUAUAAAAGUGUGAAGAAAAAUAUUUCGGAAUCACCGAAUCUUUGAUGUAAUAUCAUAAUGUCUAUUCCAGUAGUAUUCAAGUGUAAAAUCUAAACCAUAUUAAGCAAAUUUUAAAGCAGUUUGAAACGUACAUGGAGUAUACGUUUAUAAGGAAAAACAAGUAGUUUUUGGUUUCCUUGGCAUCAUGUCAUUCUUUAUUUACUAUUCAUGAAAUUGUUGAUAUUUGCGGCAUUUAGUGUAAUUUUCAUUGUAUCUACGGUAACGCACCGUAUAUUAAAUACACGAGCCAUAUGUAAAACGUUCAUUUUUCAUAAUAAAGAAAAAUUUUACUAUUAAA